UGGGUUUUCUUGACCAAAAAUGGCUGGAUCAUUCGUCCUCAACACAGGCGCAGGCAUCCCAUCGGUUGGCCUCGGAACAUGGCGGAUAGAACCUGAGGCCGUCGGCGACACCAUCUACGCCGCUGUCAAGGCUGGAUAUCGGCAUAUUGAUUGUGCUCCAGCAUACAGCAAUGAGAAAGAGGUCGGCUUGGCUUUGAAGAAAUUAUUUGAGGAUGGCGUGGCUAAGCGUGAAGAAUUGUUUAUCACCUCUAAGCUAUGGUCUGGUAAUCAUGCACCGGAAGAUGUGCCAGAGGCAAUUGACACUACGCUGAAAGAUUUGCAGCUUGACUACUUAGAUUUGUUCCUCAUCCAUGGUCCAAUCCGUAUCAAGAAAGGAACCACGCACAGCCCUGAAAAUUUGAUCCCAACUGACAUCCCUGCUACAUGGGGAGCGAUGGAGAAGCUAUACGACUCCGGCAAAGCUCGAGCAAUCGGCGUGAGUAACUUUACUUGCAAGAAGAUGGAGGACUUGCUCGCCGUUGCACGCGUGCCUCCAGCAGUCAACCAGGUUGAGUGCCACCUGAUCUGGCAGCAAGACAAGCUCCGGAAACUAUGCCAGUCAAGGGGUGUUCAUCUUUCUGCACAUUCACCAUUAGGUGAGGCUAGUGUCCUUAGCAACCCUAUUGUCGUGGCUGUUGCCGAGAAGCUGCAGAAAACGCCUGCGCAGGUCGCCUUACGCUGGGGUCUUCAGAUGGGUCAGAGUGUACUACCAAGAAGCGGCAACGGAGGAAGGAUCAAGGAGAACUUUGACAUAUUUGAUUGGUCCAUUCCUCAAGAUCUGAUGGCGAAAUUCUCCGACAUCAAACAGGUAAGGCUGGUGAAAGCGGAAUUUGCAGUUCACCCACUGAGCGGUUACAGAACAUUGGAGGACUUUUGGGAUGGCGAAAUCUGAAGCAUGUGAACUUCUCCAGAGUGCACGAACUAAACGAGAGCUAGCGAAGAUACCGCGUACCCGCAGUAUGUCCAUGUGUAUGAAAUAAAAGUUGUUUGUCGUGGAGAUAUUUUCCUUUCUUUCUUAAAUACCUGAUGAUGUACUAACUUGUGCUGCGUGUGAGAAAAUUCCGAGAAGACUUGUUCUGAAGUUGGUUCAUCUGGAGUAUAUAUUGUGCUUUGUGUUCCUCAAAGAAGUCUGGUUUUGACUUCCGGGUGCCUAAUGCUACUAUAACAUGCACCUUUUUUUUUCUUUUUUCAAAAAGGAGGAUUACCCCGUCUUCUGCAUAAGGUACCUUUAGUUUCUCAUUAUAGUAGCAGAGAUCCUUCAACAGCUCAUAACAAAAAAUGGGCGCGGGGGAGGUGGGUGGCAAAAGAUCAAUUUUCCCUCCAAAAAUGCAAGAUUUGAGUUGGUUAAGAACCAUUCGGCCCGAAAAAUGUAGUUAUUUUCAAUAUAGUAGCCUUCAACAACUCAAUAAGGCAACAUCUUAACCCUGACACACUUACCGAGAUUGUGGUGCCGUGCCAAACAACACGGCGGGUUUGGGGUUGUUUACCAUCUUCCUCCAUCACAGCAGCUAAUGGUUGUUUGUUCUUUCUUUCCUAUCUGCCAUCUGUUCUGCACAUAUCCACUUUUGG
Molecule: messenger RNA, 1608 nt
Organism: Triticum dicoccoides
Lineage: Eukaryota; Viridiplantae; Streptophyta; Magnoliopsida; Poales; Poaceae
Product: aldo-keto reductase family 4 member C10-like
Exons: 7
Coding region: 20-931 (303 amino acids)
Molecular function (GO): oxidoreductase activity
Source: RefSeq, a predicted model, not a curated record